AUGAGCACAAUCGUUGAACGAGAGACGGGGAUGUUGGAUGUGGGUUCACAUUGCCAAUUUUGCAGACAAAUAGAUUUUUUACCAUUUCAUUGUUCAUACUGUAAUAAUGAUUUCUGUGCAAGUCAUAGAUUUAAAGAUGAUCAUCGCUGUACCUGGUUGCUUGAAGAAAUUAGAAAGGAACAUCUAAGGAAGGAACAAAAACCAGCAGAAAAGAAGCAUAGCAAGAAGAAGCAUAAAAUGACAUUUUUUGAAACUCUGCUUCCAGAAAAAGGCUAUAUAAGAGUCAACCAUGCAUGA
Tetrapisispora phaffii CBS 4417 is the source of this 297-nucleotide messenger RNA. RefSeq names its product AN1-type zinc finger protein. The record is from RefSeq and is a predicted model, not a curated record. The transcript has a single exon. Gene Ontology annotation, molecular function: zinc ion binding. NCBI's taxonomy places the organism in Eukaryota, Fungi, Ascomycota, Saccharomycetes, Saccharomycetales, Saccharomycetaceae. Bases 1 to 297 code for a protein of 98 amino acids.